Molecule: messenger RNA, 1238 nt
Organism: Chaetomium fimeti
Lineage: Eukaryota; Fungi; Ascomycota; Sordariomycetes; Sordariales; Chaetomiaceae
Exons: 2
Coding region: 120-1238 (372 amino acids)
Molecular function (GO): 2-oxoglutarate-dependent dioxygenase activity
Source: RefSeq, a predicted model, not a curated record
GUUUGGGUUUGCAUCAGGCAUCCGACCCCCAAACCACCAACCAAAAGCACUUACACCACCAACAACACCAACACCACCGCCAACGUCAACAACACUAAACAAAUACGACGACAGCAACCAUGCAUUCAUCAUUCGAUGACAUCCCCCCCUUUCCCAACAAUCUCCCUCUUGCGCCAAUCGCCAUCAUUUCACAUGCAAAACUACUCGAGGGCGACCAUGAUGAGGCCGUCCGUUUACUUACAGCGGCCAAGACCCACGGCUUCUGGUACUUGAAACUGCAGGACACACCGCAAGGCAAAGCCUUCCUAGCUGAAGCAGAUCAGCUCCACGCCGUUGCCAAGGAGGCAUUCGCCCUACCCCUGCACGAGAAACUGCCUCACGCCCUCGAGCGCGGCGUCUCCCUCUUCGGGUACAAACCCGCUGGCACAGUCAAGACAACCGACCGUGACCAACGGCCCGACACAACCCAGUUCUUCAACGUCAGCAAGGACUACGUCCACGACAUAGCCCGAGAUAACAUUAGGGGCACACCCAUAACCUACCCACCCGAAAUCACCACUCACACCCCCCUCUUCCAAUCCUUCACCAGCCACGGCCACGCCUGCGGCAUGCUCAUUUUGCGCACGCUCGCCUCACAGUUAGGCCUCCCGGAGGACUCGUUCACCAACCUCAACCUCUUCGACCACCCCUCGGGCGACCACUGCCGCCUGACCCACAAACCGCCGUCACCGCCCAGCCCAGACGGCGGCGUCUCCUGCCCCUCCUCACUCGGCCUGCCGAGCCACACCGAUUUCGGCAGCGUGACCGUCCUUUUCAACUGGCUCGGCGGGCUCCAGGUCGAAUCCCAUAUCGACACAACCACCAAGAGCAGCGAAGGAGGAGAAAGAGGAGAAGUUCAGCGGGAAUGGGAAUGGGUGAAGCCCCUACCAGGGCACGCGAUCGUCAAUCUAGGGGACGCAAUGGUGACCUUCACCAACGGCGCGCUCAAGUCGGCCAAGCACCGGGUGGUGCCCUCGCCGGGGCCACAGGGUAGCGUAGAGCGGUACAGCGUGGUGUACUUUGUGCGGCCCCACAAUGACGUGCCGAUGAAGGCGCUGGACCAGUUCGGUGAUGCCAGCCACACGGCCGGGGGAGCGGUGCGAGUGGCCGGGAAAUUCUCUGCCGAUCUCGCGAGGACGGGCGGAGUGCUGACCGCGGGCGAGUGGAUGAGGCAGAGGGGUAUCCAGCUUGGUAACUAA